GCCGAUUCCUCUGAAAAGCAGUCUCCUGAGAGAAGGAUCCCCCGCUGCUCCCCACCUUCCUACAGUCCUGUGCCCCCACUUGUCCUGCUCCUGAGGGAGACGAGGCAAGGUGAUCCGAUCCGCAGUGGCUCUGGCGACAGCGAUCUGAAGUCAAAGGGCGGGAGAACUUGGGUCUCUGGCCCCUCCCGAGGACCAUGCCGCAGCCCUGCUGACCCAGCAGUAGGGGCCUGAGGCAGGGCACCUGGAAUGGGCUGUGUGUUCUGCAAGAAGUUGGAGCCAGGGCUCAAGGAGGAUGUUGGCCUGGAAAGUGACUUCAGGGGCAGUGGGGCCACGGACCGCUAUGGCCCUGACCCGACUCAGGCCCGGACCGUGUCCUCCUUUGCCCAUAUCCCCAACUACAACUUCUCCACUCAGUCCACCAGCCCCGCCUUUCUCGAUGGGAGCACCAUCAGGGGCAUCUCAGGGACUGGGGUGACCCUAUUCGUCGCCCUGUAUGACUAUGAGGCCCGGACAGAGGAUGACCUCCCCUUCACCAAGGGUGAGAAGUUCCACAUCCUGAACAACACUGAGGGUGACUGGUGGGAAGCUCGUUCUCUCAGCUCCGGACAAACUGGCUAUAUUCCCAGCAACUACGUGGCCCCUGUGGAUUCUAUCCAGGCUGAAGAGUGGUACUUUGGAAAGAUCGGGAGGAAGGAUGCAGAGAGGCAGCUGCUCUCCCCUGGGAACCCCCGAGGGGCCUUUCUUAUUCGUGAGAGUGAGACUACCAAAGGUGGCUACUCCCUGUCCAUCCGGGAUUGGGACCAGGCUAGAGGCGACCAUGUGAAGCAUUACAAAGUCCGCAAGCUGGAUACCGGUGGCUACUACAUCACCACACGGGCCCAGUUCGACUCCGUGCAGGAGCUGGUGCAGCACUACAUUGAGGUGAACGACGGGCUAUGCCACCUGCUCACAGUGGCCUGCACCACCAUGAAGCCGCAGACAAUAGGCCUGGCCAAGGACGCUUGGGAGAUCAGCCGCAGCUCCAUCGCGCUCGAGCGCCGGCUGGGCACCGGCUGCUUCGGGGACGUGUGGCUGGGCAUGUGGAACGGCAGCACGAAGGUGGCGGUGAAGACCCUGAAGCCGGGAACCAUGUCCCCGAAGGCCUUCCUGGCGGAGGCGCAGAUCAUGAAGAUGCUGAGGCACGACAAGCUGGUGCAGCUGUACGCCGUGGUGUCGGAGGAACCCAUCUACAUCGUGACCGAAUUCAUGUGCCACGGUAGCUUGCUGGAGUUCCUUAAGGACCGGGAAGGCCAGGAUUUGACACUGCCCCAGUUGGUGGACAUGGCAGCCCAGGUGGCUGAGGGCAUGGCCUACAUGGAACGCAUGAACUACAUCCACCGCGACCUGAGGGCAGCCAACAUCCUUGUUGGGGAACGGCUGGUGUGCAAGAUUGCUGACUUCGGGCUGGCCCGCCUCAUUGAGGAUGAUGAGUACAACCCCCAGCAAGGGGCCAAGUUCCCCAUCAAGUGGACAGCCCCGGAGGCUGCUCUCUUUGGCAGAUUCACCAUCAAGUCAGAUGUGUGGUCCUUUGGGAUCCUGCUCACUGAACUCAUCAGCAAGGGCCGAGUACCCUACCCAGGCAUGAAUAACCGGGAAGUGUUGGAACAGGUGGAGCAUGGCUACCACAUGCCUUGCCCCCCAGGCUGCCCAGCAUCCCUGUACGAAGUCAUGGAGCAGACCUGGCGUCUGGACCCAGAGGAGAGGCCCACCUUUGAGUACCUGCAGUCCUUCCUUGAGGACUACUUCACCUCCACAGAACCCCAGUACCAGCCUGGGGAUCAGACAUAGCCUGUUUGGGCAUUCACCACUUUUCUGGGGUGCCCACCAAUCCCUUCCAGUCCCCAGGGCUCUGGUCCCAAAGCCCCCAGGCUUAGAACCCUAUAGGAUCCUAGCAUGUCAGAACAAGCAGGUUGCUCUGACAUCACCUAGGGCACCCCACUCUUUUUAAAGAUGGGGCCAUUUCAGGCUUAGAGAUCAUCCCUGACUCUGGCCCCAAGCACUAUUUCUCCCCUUCCCACUUAGGCUCCUACCUCUAGACUCUCUUCCCACCUCUCCCCCAAAAGAAAUGCUCAGACUUUGUCUAGUUAUUUAUAAAAUUGUAUAUCCUUUCCAUCACUCA
Molecule: messenger RNA, 2158 nt
Organism: Neogale vison (American mink)
Lineage: Eukaryota; Metazoa; Chordata; Mammalia; Carnivora; Mustelidae
Gene: FGR
Product: FGR proto-oncogene, Src family tyrosine kinase
Exons: 13
Coding region: 247-1827 (526 amino acids)
Biological process (GO): integrin-mediated signaling pathway; protein phosphorylation; innate immune response
Cellular component (GO): extrinsic component of cytoplasmic side of plasma membrane
Molecular function (GO): non-membrane spanning protein tyrosine kinase activity; ATP binding; signaling receptor binding
Source: RefSeq, a predicted model, not a curated record